CUCAUCUCUCCUGCGCAGAUCCGCCGCAAUUUGAACCGUGUGAAGUCAGCAUGAAAAACCACACAUCGACAACCUAAACAAGUAAUGCCAAUAUUCUUCUAUUUUAGCUACAAGCUGUAGCACAGCACUUGUUGUGGCGAUAAAAGGAGAUCGCAAGCAAGCAAGCAAGCCACGUUUCUCCCCUUUAGCAUCCGAAUAUCGUUUUUUUGUUGUUGCAACGUCAACACCCUCCUGCUUGGCUAACUACAUGAUUAUCUUCUUGAUAAACAGACGAAGGACUUACAAUGACGCUAAAGGUCAAGCUGAGCUCAGUUUGUCUGGGUGUGGAGGGGAUGACCUGUACUUCCUGUGUUCAGUCUAUUGAGCAGCGCAUUGGGGGUCUUCCUGGAGUUGUACACAUCAAGGUGUCUCUGGAGCUGAAGAAUGCCAGCAUCAUCUUCGACCACAGCCAUCACACCCCGGAGUCCCUGGCUGAGGCCGUGGAGGACAUGGGGUUUGACUCCAUCCUCUCAGACACUACCACUUCCUCCGUGGUGCUCACGGAGACCCAGCUGAUCCCCACCCCAGCCCUUCUCACCCCCGAAGCCCAACAGGAGGCUCUGACCAGGCUAGCUCAGCUCCAGGGGGUCCUAGAGGUCCAGGAGAACAAGGACCAGAGGGGGGUGUCUGUUACCUUCAUCCCUGCCCUGAUCAGUGUAGUGCAGCUGGGGGAGGUGGUUAGUAGCUUGGCCCCACUCCUGGAGGUCCCUACAUCCAAUAGCCCAACAGAGGAAACUCUGGUCUCAGGCCCAGCUCCUGCCACAGUCACAGUGUCAGCCCCGGCCACAUCCUCACAGCCUCAGCUGGUGAAGAUGCGGAUCGAGGGCAUGGUCUGUCUGUCCUGCACCACCACCAUCGAAGGGAAGAUUGGCAAGCUCAAAGGAGUUGAGAAAAUCAAAGUGGUUCUAGACUCCCAGGAGGCCACUGUUCUCUACCUGCCGUACCUCAUCACUAUCGAAGACAUCAUCGCCCAGAUCGCCAAGGCAGGCUUCAAAGCCACACCCAAGUCCAAGCCCCGCCCCCUGCAGCUGUCCGUCAGUGAGAUGGAGCGGUUGCUAAGCGCUGCCCUAUCACCCCCACCACCAGUGGAAUGUUCCACCGAGGAUUCUGAGGUGUCCACAGACUCGGCCCAGACUACCCUCAGGGUGACAGGCAUGCACUGCCGCUCCUGUGUGGUAAACAUCCAGGAUAACAUCUCCAAGCUGGCUGGGGUGACCUCCAUAGAGGUAUUGUUGGAGAGCGAGAGCGCCUCCAUCCACUACGACCCGGGGAGAGUGACUGUGUCUGGGCUACAGCAAGCCAUCGAGGCCCUGCCACCGGGGACGUUUAAAACCCAACCCUGGAGCUCUACCUCUGGAGGUGUUAGCCCUACAUCCACCACACCGCCACCGUCGUCCCAGGCCGGCCUCUCCUCCACCCAGCCCUGCUACAGCCAGCCUCUGACGACCACGGCCCUAAUCCAUAUCGAGGGGAUGACCUGUGGGUUCUGUGUUCAGUCCAUCGAGGGGAUGCUUUCUCAGAGGAAAGGGGUGCGGUCAGCCAAAGUGUCGCUGGCCAAUCACAGAGGGGCGUUUGAGUACGACCCUCUCCUCACCCAACCAGAGGAGCUCAGAGAGGCCAUAGAGGACAUGGGAUUUGAUGCCUUCCUGCCUGAAACCAACUCCCUGUUGACCGUCCCGGUUAUCAGUCCCCCCUCGCCCCCUUCCCUGUCCCCUUCCCCCGCCCCUGUCAAGGAGAAGGAGCUGGACAGCGACACAGAGAGGGGCGCUGCACAGUGUGUUAAGGGGGCCCCAAACACCCUCGCUAAAUGCUUCAUCCAGAUUGGUGGAAUGACCUGUGCGUCCUGUGUGGCCAACAUUGAGAGGAACCUGAAGAAUGAACAUGGUAUCUACUCUGUGCUGGUGGCCCUGAUGGCUAGUAAGGCUGAGGUCCGUUAUAACCCUGAGGUGAUGGACCCUCUGAAGAUAGCAGAGUAUGUCAGAGAGUUGGGCUUCACUGCUUCUGUCAUGGAGAACUAUGAGGGUUCUGAUGGAAGUCUGGAACUUGUGGUCAGGGGAAUGACUUGUGCCUCCUGCGUUCACAAAAUAGAGUCCAGCCUGAUGAAAGAGAACGGUAUCGUCUACGCCUCUGUUGCCCUGGCAACCAACAAAGCCCACAUCAAGUACGACCCGGAGGUGACGGGACCGAGAGACGUCAUCAAACUCAUAGAGAACCUGGGCUUCGAGGCAUCUCUGGUGAAGAGGGAUCGUACCGGCAGUCACCUGGACCACAGCAGAGAAAUCACACAAUGGAGGAAGUCGUUCCUGGUCAGCCUGUUCUUCUGCGUCCCAGUCAUGGGGAUGAUGACCUACAUGAUCAUAGUAGAUCACCAGAUCAGCAUGUCUCACCAGCACAACGCCACCGCACAGGACCGGGAACACUAUCACUCCACCAUGUUCCUGGAGAGACAGCUGCUACCAGGCCUCUCCAUAAUGAACCUGAUUUCAUUCCUCUUCUGUGUCCCUGUACAGUUUAUUGGCGGCCGCUACUUCUACACCCAAGCCUACAAGGCCCUGAAACACAAAACCGCCAACAUGGACGUGCUCAUCGUGCUGGCCACCUCCAUAGCCUUCACCUACUCCGUGGUCAUCCUCAUGGUCGCCAUGAUAGAGAGGGCAAAGGUCAACCCCAUCACCUUCUUUGACACGCCCCCCAUGCUCUUUGUCUUCAUCUCCCUGGGGCGCUGGCUGGAGCAGAUCGCCAAGAGUAAGACGUCAGAGGCUCUGUCCAAGCUGAUGUCCCUCCAGGCCAGCGAGGCCACGGUGGUCACGCUCAACACGGACAUGUCUGUACUCAGUGAGGAGCAGGUAGAUGUUGAGCUGGUCCAGAGAGGAGACGUGGUCAGGGUGGUUCCUGGAGGGAAGUUCCCCGUAGAUGGGAGGGUCAUCGAGGGACACAGCAUGGCUGACGAGUCUCUCAUCACAGGCGAGGCCAUGCCGGUGACUAAGAAGCCAGGCAGCUCAGUGAUAGCUGGCUCUAUCAACCAGAACGGCUCUCUGCUCGUCAGUGCUACACACGUAGGCCUGGACACAACCCUGUCUCAGAUAGUUAAACUAGUGGAGGAGGCUCAGACAUCUAAGGCUCCCAUCCAGCAGUUUGCAGAUAAGAUCAGUGGCUACUUUGUCCCGUUCAUCGUUGGGGUCUCUCUCCUCACUCUGUUCGCCUGGAUCCUCAUUGGCUUUGUCGACUUUCCACUGGUGGAGAAAUACUUCCCUGGCUAUGAUAAGAGCAUCUCCAAGGCAGAAGCUGUGAUCAGGUUUGCCUUCCAGGCCUCCAUCACGGUGCUGUGUAUCGCCUGCCCCUGCUCUCUGGGCCUGGCAACCCCGACAGCUGUGAUGGUGGGCACGGGGGUGGGCGCUCAGAACGGUAUCCUCAUCAAGGGAGGGGAACCACUAGAGAUGGCACACAAGAUCCAGACAGUGGUGUUUGAUAAGACGGGUACCAUCACCUACGGAGCUCCUAAAGUCAUCCAGGUGAAGAUCGUAGUGGAGGGGAACAGGAUGCCUCGCUCCCGUCUGCUGGCCAUCGUAGGUACUGCAGAGAACAACAGUGAACACCCGCUGGGAGCUGCCAUUACCAAGUACUGUAAACAGGAGCUGGGGACAGAGUCCCUUGGUGCGUGUACUGACUUCCAGGCUGUGCCAGGCUGUGGAAUACGAUGCCAGGUCAGUAACACAGAGACCCUGCUGAGACAACAUCAAGAGGACAGUGACAGUGAAGACAACAACCAGGGAAACAGUGUUCUGGUCCAGAUCAGUGACUCCAGAACCCGGCCAGGAUCACACCCCCUCAUCAUGGACCCGCAGCCUCUCAACCUGGUGCAGACAGCAUCCUACGUGGUGUUGAUAGGGAACAGGGAGUGGAUGAGGAGGAACGGACUGCAGAUCAGACCUGAUGUUGACGAGACCAUGAAUGAACAUGAACGCAGAGGACGCACUGCUGUACUGGUGGCAGUCGACAGUCUUCUAUGUGCCAUGAUAGCCAUAGCAGACACCGUGAAGCCUGAGGCAGAGUUGGCAGUAUACACGCUGCAGGCCAUGGGGCUGGAGGUGAUUCUGAUGACUGGAGACAACAGCAAGACGGCACGGGCCAUCGCUGCUCAGGUGGGCAUCAGGAAGGUGUUUGCGGAGGUGCUGCCGUCCCACAAGGUGGCCAAGGUAGAGCAGCUGCAGCAGGCAGGGAAGAGGGUGGCCAUGGUGGGUGACGGGGUCAACGACUCGCCCGCUCUGGCCAUGGCAGACGUUGGCAUCGCCAUAGGAACUGGCACCGACGUGGCCAUAGAGGCAGCUGACGUGGUGCUGAUCAGGAAUGACCUGCUGGAUGUGGUGGGGAGUAUUGACCUGUCCAAGAAGACCGUCAAGAGAAUCAGGAUCAACUUUGUGUUUGCUCUGGUCUAUAACCUGGUGGGGAUCCCUAUCGCUGCUGGGGUGUUCAUGCCUGUUGGUCUGGUUCUCCAGCCGUGGAUGGGUUCUGCUGCCAUGGCCCUCUCCUCUGUCUCUGUGGUGCUGUCCUCUUUACUACUUAAAUGCUACACUAAGCCCAGCGCUGAGCUGCUGGAGUCUCGUCUGGGCAGUCAGAAGAGAGACGCUGCAAGCCUAUCAGACGUCAGUGUACACAUCGGCAUGGGCGAGCUGCGCCGUUCCUCCCCCAAGCUGAGCCUAUUGGACCGCGUCGUUAACUUCAGCCGCGCCUCCAUCAACUCCCUCCAAUCAAAGCACUCCCUGAACAGCAUGGCCCUCAGCGAACCCGACAAACACUCAUUGCUGGUGGGGGAGGCCCUCUGCGAGGAGGAGUUUGUCUGAGGCUAGGUUAUGCUAAGCUACGCUAGUCUAUGCUAAUUUAAGAUUGGUUUAGCCAUUUUAUGCUUGACUAGGCUACGCUAAGCUAACGUAAGGUAGCGAAGGCUAAGUGGGUUACAUAAGUUAAUUGCCCCAUCAAUCAACACAGGUGCCCCCAGUGUGACCAUCUUUUGACUUGGAAAAAGCCUUUCUGUUGCCCCACACCGUCUGACUGACAGCGCGCACUCCAAUGGAUGCCUGGAGGGGGGGCUUCAUGUUCACUCUACCGCUGCCCUGGGUCUUUUGUCAAUGGCCACUUGUACCCUCAGGGGAUGGGGUCUUACACUGGGGUUUUUAUAGGAGCUCUGACUCUUUGUCCAGGGUGUUAAGAGCUUCAGCUGAAAGACGAUGCAGGUGUCAUUAGGAAGACUGCACUGCAAUCUUUUUCUAUGUGCUUUAUAAUAUGAAGGUUUGCAGAGACAAUCUUUUGACAUUUAUCCAAAGACAUCCUAAAAUGGUGCCCCAUGUUAAAGUGUACUUAAUGUGACAAAACAAAAGUCCUUCUGAGGCAGCAGAAGUGUAUUAAAUAUACUGUUGUAUAUUAUGAUUGUAUAAUUAAGCAAUGAGGCCCGAGGAGGUGUGGUAUAAGGCCAAUAUACCACGGCUAAGGGCUGUUCUUAUGCACAACGCAACGCGGAGUGCCUGGACACAGCCCUUAACUGUGGUAUAUUGGCCAUAUACCACAAACCCCCCGAAGUGCCUUAUUGCUAUUAUAAACUGGUUACCAAUGUAAUUAGAGAAGUAAAAAAUAAAUGUUUUGUCAUACCCGUGGUUUAUGGUCUGAUAUACCAUGGCUUUCAGCCAAUCAGAAUUCAGGGCUCAAACGACCCAUUUUGUAACGAGAGUAUUUAUAUUAGCCUUAUUUAAAAACAAAAACAAUUACCACAGUACUUAUUUGUACUUUUGUCAUAUAUUUUCCUUGGAACAUGAAGGAAUGUUGUUGAGGAUGUUUGUUUGUUAUCCGUAUGUUUCCAACAAACUUUGUUUUCUCAAAUUAAGAAAUAUAUAUUGUAUCAUCUAAAGAAUGUACUGUAUAAACUCUAAGGAU
This is a messenger RNA of Oncorhynchus mykiss (rainbow trout), 5964 nucleotides long. NCBI's taxonomy places the organism in Eukaryota, Metazoa, Chordata, Actinopteri, Salmoniformes, Salmonidae. The record is from RefSeq and is a predicted model, not a curated record.